GUCAGGGAGAGGUAUAAAAGGUUAUUGUCACCCUCUCUGGGGGCUAAUACAGUAAGAGUCUGAGGAAUCAGGGAAGACUAUAGCUGUAUCUGGGAAUAUACGAUGCUGGUAUCCCAAAAGCAUGUGCAGGCCGUUGCUGUCAUGGUUCUUGUCGUCUUCACAGUCGGUCACUGUCAGGAGAAUGAAAGCAGGCGAGCGGUAACGGAGCACCAGCUGAUGCAUGACCGUGGCAGGACCAUCCAGAGCCUGAAGAGACUCAUCUGGUUGUCCAGUGCCAUGGAGGGGCUCCACACCGCCCAGACCCGCUCCUCCUCCCUGCUGCCCCCCACCGCACUCAACCCCAUCCCGCGCUACACCCCGGGCCUCUCCCCUGCCCUCAAACCACACUCUGCUGGCUCACAAUCUGGGGAGGCCAGCAACAACCACAAGGGGUCACUGGAGAGACUUAUGAAAAACUUCUUCAGCCCCAACCUCAUGGACCUCUAUGAGGGGGAACCAUAGACCCCGCAACUCCCGAACCAUCUCUAUUUCGCAUUCUGUGUCGCUGCUUUGAUUGUCAAUGAGUAUGUUAGCCUACUAAAAGUCUGCACAUGAAAGUAAAACAGACCAUGACUUUUAUUCAUGGGUAUCUGCUUUGAGCCUGCUAUUUUUGGCAUGUUUUUCACCCAUCAGAUCUCUCAGCCUGGUCUCAUAGACUAGACGUAACAUAGUAAAUGUAAAUCCGGGACACUCAAAUAAACUAAAGUAGGGUGGGUGAGCGUGUAACCCGAAUGUCUAGCAACCUUAAUGUUGCGAGUUUGAAUAUCAUCAAGGACAACUUGAGCAUUUUUGCUAAUUAGCAACUUUCAACUACUUACUACAUUUUAGCUACUU
Messenger RNA from Oncorhynchus tshawytscha (Chinook salmon), 873 nucleotides. Its product is annotated as parathyroid hormone 4-like. Gene Ontology annotation, molecular function: peptide hormone receptor binding; hormone activity. Gene Ontology annotation, biological process: osteoblast development; regulation of chondrocyte differentiation; bone mineralization. The record is from RefSeq and is a predicted model, not a curated record. Gene Ontology annotation, cellular component: extracellular region. NCBI's taxonomy places the organism in Eukaryota, Metazoa, Chordata, Actinopteri, Salmoniformes, Salmonidae. The coding region runs from base 103 to 501 and encodes 132 amino acids. The transcript is spliced from 3 exons.